Molecule: messenger RNA, 759 nt
Organism: Huiozyma naganishii CBS 8797
Lineage: Eukaryota; Fungi; Ascomycota; Saccharomycetes; Saccharomycetales; Saccharomycetaceae
Gene: DSC3
Product: Dsc3p
Exons: 1
Coding region: 1-759 (252 amino acids)
Biological process (GO): protein processing
Cellular component (GO): Dsc E3 ubiquitin ligase complex; endoplasmic reticulum
Source: RefSeq, a predicted model, not a curated record
AUGCUGGUGUGCGGAGGGCGCUUGUGGUGGUCUUUGCCGACGAUUCCGGUCCCCCCGUUGACAGUAGACGGCGGGGAUCGUCCCCGCAGUGACCAGUUGAGCGUGCCGUGGUUACGUGCACGGGUACGUGCUGAGCGGCCCCUGCAGUGCGGUGGUCGGACGUUACGGUUUGUGCGUGGCGGUGGCGGGCUUGCCUCUGCGCAGCUGGCGAGGGAGUGGCGUGAGUUUGUGACGGAGGGGGGUACCGAUUGUUACUACGUGCACUGUGUUGUUGGGACGGAGGUUGUGCGCGAUGCUACGGAGUUGCAACUGCGGGAUGCCGCAGAGGAGGCCGCGUUACAAGAUGGGAGUGCGCAGGUGGGCGGCGAGAUGGGUGCGAUUGGGUUUGACCGGCUGCGCGGGCUCGGGUUCAGCGAUGAGGAGGUGGAGUUGUUGCGGUCGCAGUUCCGUGCGACGUACGGCGACGUGAUCGAGACGGAGACCACUGGGGGUGGCACGAGGGCUGAAGAGUUGCGACGGUUGGAGGAGCAGUGGAUGGAGAACGACGCGGUUGCGGACGACGACCGGUUCAACGCGAUCCCCGCGAGCAACUGGCGACACAACUGGGACCUUCUCACUGGGAUCAGUGUUGGGUUUGGUCUUGGCGUGUUCAGCCUGAUACUGCUCCGUUUUGACGGGCUGUUCAACAAGCGGCAGCACAUGUCGAUCGUCGCGGGCGUACUGAUCAAUUUUGUGUUCUGGGUGAUGAGAGGGUUCUAG